AUGACCUUCCUCACCGCCCUCUCCCCGCACCCCUUCGACCCCACCCACCGCUUCACCACCUCCUACGCGCUCCCGCCGCUGCUCCUCGCCUGCACGCGCCUCACCAUCUCCGUCUACAUCUUCACCUACCUCCUCUACCGCAUCGCCUACUCCGCCAUCUCCGACGGCAGCCUCUCCACCCGCCAGAGCUUCUCGUACUUCACAAACAUCACCUACUGGAGCCUCGGCUUCUACUUCGGCGUGUCGGGCCUGCACACGCUGCUGUAUGCGCUGCGCGGGCGCCGUGCGGCCUGGCUGAAGGGCGGGUGGGCGGUCGCCCAUGCCGUGUGGUGGACUAGUGUCGUCACGUUCCCGUUCUUGGUGACAAUCGUGUACUGGGGCAUCCUUGCCGCCGACGACUCUCCCUUCCGAACGCAGGUCAGCGCAUACAGCAACAUCAGCGCGCACCUGCUCAACAGCGUGUUUGCGCUGUUCGAGAUCCUCUUGACGCGGGCGGCUGUGCCGUCGUGGACGCAUCUGCCGUUCUUGAUCCUGUUUCUCGCCGGGUAUCUUUGUGUGGCGUAUAUCACGCAUGCGACUCAAGGAUUCUACACUUACGGCUUUUUGGACCCGAAGACGGGGAAUGGGAUGGUGGCGGCGUAUUGUGUGGGCAUUGCGGUCGCGAUAUGUGUGGUGUGGGCGGUGGUGGCGGGGAUCGUGUGGGUGAGGGUGUGGCUGACGGAGAGAGUGAUGGGCCUGGAGGGGAAGUUUUCGAGUGUGCGGGUGGAGGGGGGCGUGGAGAAGGGGGAGGUUCGUUGA
This is a messenger RNA of Morchella sextelata, 798 nucleotides long. RefSeq lists its product as uncharacterized. The transcript has 2 exons. Lineage: Eukaryota; Fungi; Ascomycota; Pezizomycetes; Pezizales; Morchellaceae. Gene Ontology annotation, cellular component: membrane. Bases 1 to 798 code for a protein of 265 amino acids. The record is from RefSeq and is a predicted model, not a curated record.